GUUGAGUGAAGUUUAGCGGAAGGCGUGAAUCUCCUCGAUGCGCGCGGUUUGCGUUCUCGGCUAGGCUCAAACCCCGCCCCAUCGUGUAGCUCAGUUUGGGGCUGCCACUUUAGCAAACUUUCGAGGCUGCAGUGUGCAACUGAAGUUACUCGGAUUUAGGGAAGAAAAAAAGAGUAUAAACCUCCAGGAAAGAGUUGCCAUUUCGGAAAGUCAUUAUGGCCCCCUCUAUCUUCACAUCGUCAGCCACCGCCGCACUGAGUAACGCCACUGUGACGGUGGACGCAGCCUUCUUCAGGUCCUCUCAAGGGAAACUGAAGAUUGCACAGAUGGUGACUCUGCUUAUUUCCUUCCUCUGUGUUCAGACCUCUGAAUUUUCAGUCUAUUCAAAUUACAAAGUCCUUCAGGUCGUCACAGUGUGGUUUCUUGUGGUCAUUGUAUUAUUCUAUUUCAUGCACCUGUUCCGGGUUCAUACCGUGCUGACUCAAGUCAACUGUCUUUUAAUAGAAUACGUACACUACAUCCUUGGGACCUUGCUGACCCUAAUCUCCUCACUCGUGGCAGCAGUGAAUCCUAUUAAGUAUCCAGCACUUAUUGCAGCCGCGGUGUUUGGAUUUUUUUCUUCUUUGCUGUUAUUCAUGACCCUCCUUUUGUCAUUUAAAACCACAUUUGAUACUCCAACAGAUACCACAGCUUAACUGUUUUGCCAAAGACGGGGACUGGAAGGAUUUUUUUCCACUACUUUGUUGGAAGUGACCUGAAGCAUACUGAUUUAUUUUUGAGUGUUUUAUUUUUCAUACUUUUUUAUAUGCUGUGCAAUGUUAAAAAUCACCAAAGAAGAUUAGCGUCUUCCUUUGGACUGUGUUCUUUGAAGUUGCCUGAGUGGAUGUUUACAAUGUUUUUUUUUACGUCUUUGUUUUUUGAAAACUUUUUUUAACUUUUUAUUUUUAUAAUUAAAAAAAAGUUUGUAAUUUACUUUUGUAAUGUAAAAGCUCCUAGAAAAGGGGUAAAAUUCCACAACAUUUAAUUGUAAUACCCCAAAUUCAGUGACCACCAUAGGAUUUCAGUUUUCACGAAUCGCUUUGUUUACGUUCACAUUGCCAGGCUCAGGUCCGAUUUAUCUAUAUAUUUUUUGCCUUAACGUGACACAAAUCUCAUGUUUUCAGGGCUGUGUGGACACAAAAUACUAUCUUUUAAAAGCAGAUUUGAGGCCCUUUCGUAUGUGGUUGGAAUGGAAUUCACGUAGUUCGUUG
Molecule: messenger RNA, 1250 nt
Organism: Erpetoichthys calabaricus (reedfish)
Lineage: Eukaryota; Metazoa; Chordata; Cladistia; Polypteriformes; Polypteridae
Gene: cmtm7
Product: CKLF-like MARVEL transmembrane domain containing 7
Exons: 5
Coding region: 216-695 (159 amino acids)
Cellular component (GO): membrane
Source: RefSeq, a predicted model, not a curated record